Messenger RNA from Paramisgurnus dabryanus, 2402 nucleotides. RefSeq lists its product as uncharacterized. Lineage: Eukaryota; Metazoa; Chordata; Actinopteri; Cypriniformes; Cobitidae. The record is from RefSeq and is a predicted model, not a curated record. Gene Ontology annotation, molecular function: carbohydrate binding.
CACAGUCAACAUGCAACAAGGGAGGCUGAGCUUCAUUUUCUGUAUGUUAAUAUGUUUUUAAAGACUAAACUUCUUUCCUGUAGAUAUGAACAGUGACAUUCAUACUGUUGUUUUUUUUUCAGUGUUGGUGCUGCUUUGCCAAAGUGGUGUCAAAGCUGUGGAUCUCACCACCUGUGAAGGAGCCACAGCUCAACUCCGCUGUGAUUUAACAUCUCAGAAAAUUGUCUGUGAACUUGACACCGCCAAUCUCCAUUGUGACAAGGGGCGAAUUAAAGUGCUUUCAGCCAAUUAUGGACGUACAAGCCGUACAACCUGCUCCAAUGGAAAACCAGCCAACCAGAUCGCAAAUACUAACUGCAUUCAGGAUUCAUCCCUAGGUGUGCUGGCCAGUCGAUGUGAUGGACAAAAAGAUUGUUCUGUUUCUGUGACUAACACCGUUUUCGGUGAUCCAUGUGGAGGAACUUUCAAAUAUCUGGAUGUGUCCUACAUGUGUAUACCAUCAGGUUCAGUAAUACAGAAACAGACGACUUGUGAGGGAGGCACAAUCGGUAUCAACUGUAACAAUAUGUUUAUUAAAGUGCUUUCUGCCAAUUUUGGACGCUCAAACAGUGCCACCUGCUCUACUGGAAGACCAACUAGUCAGACCUCAAAUACUCAGUGCACUCAGAGUUCAUCCCUUAGUGUGCUUUCCAAUCUGUGUGAUGGAGCGCACACUUGUUCAGUUUCUGCAACUAAUGCAGUUUUUGGGGACCCCUGUGGAGGAACUUACAAAUACAUGAACAUGUCCUACAUUUGUUACCCAAACAAGCAGUAUAUAAGAGUUUGUGCUGCCACUUAUGGGCGUACAGAUGAUGAAACGUGCUCUACUGGAAAAACAGCUGUUCAGAUCUCAAAUGUUCUGUGUGCUCCGAGUUCAUCUCUAAGUGUGGUGGCCACUCGAUGUAAUGGACAAAAAGUUUGUUCCGUUCCUGCAACUAAUGCAGUUUUUGGGGAUCCCUGUGUAGGAACCUACAAAUACCUGGAUGUCUCGUACACCUGUGGCUCAACUUUUUCAUCGUAUCCAGCAUCAUUCAUCUGCACAGUCAACAUGCAACAAGAAAGGCUAAGCCUCAUUUUCUUGUUUGUGCUGCUUUGCCAAAGUGAUGUCAAAGCCACAGACCUCACCACCUGUGAAGGAGACACUGCCCGACUCACCUGUGAUUUAACAUCACGGGUAAUCGCCUGUGAAUCAGACACUGCCAAUCUCCAUUGCGACGAGGGACGCAUUCGAGUGCUUUCUGCCAAUUAUGGACGUACAGACAGUGCAACCUGCUCCAGUGGAAAACCCGCCAACCAGAUCUCAAAUGUUAGCUGCACUCCGGAUUCAUCCCUAGGUGUGCUGGCCAGUCGAUGUGAUGGACAAAAAGAUUGUUCAAUUUCUGCGAGUAACGCAGUUUUUGGUGAUCCAUGUGGAGGAACUUACAAAUAUCUGGAUGUGUCCUACAUCUGUAUACCAUCAGGAGCAAUAAUACAAAGACGGACUACUUGUGAGGGAGACUCAAUCAGUAUCAACUGUAACGAUAUGUUUAUUAAAGUGCUUUCUGCCAAUUAUGGGCGAACAUACAGUGCCACCUGCUCUACUGGAAAACCAGCUGACCAGAUCUCAAAUGUUCAGUGCACUCAGAAUUCAUCCCUAAGUGUGCUGACCAAUCUGUGUGAUGGAGCGCGCACUUGUUCAGUUUCUGCAACUAAUGCAGUUUUUGGGGACCCCUGUGUAGGAACUUACAAAUAUUUGAACAUGGCCUACAUUUGUCACCCCAACCAUCAGUAUAUAAAAGUGUGUGCCGCCACUUAUGGGCGUACAAACAAUGAAACCUGCUCUACUGGAAAACCAGCUGGUCAGAUCUCGAAUGUUCUGUGUGCUCGGAGUUCAUCUCUAAGUGUGGUGGCCACUCGAUGUGAUGGCCAAAAAGCUUGUUCCAUUCCUGCAAGUAACGCAGUUUUUGGAGAUCCCUGUGUAGGAACCUACAAAUACCUGGGUGUGUCUUACACCUGUGGCCCAAACCCAGCAUCUCCGAUCGUCAGAAAUCGUCUACUUGUGUGACCUGUACAGUGAUGUGGACAUCUUGUGGUUCAUUUUUUCAACUGAGAUUUGAGCAUGCUUCAAACAUUGUCAUAGCCUGAUAUUGUUUAAUAUCUGAAAUCAGUGAAUGUUUGUCACAAUUACUUUGAAUCACAAAUUCUGUGCUAAUGUAACCAACUUGGUUCAAUAAAUUGCAUUCAAAUGCAAACUGUUUCAUGUUGUAUACUGUAGAUCUAGUCCACAAUGAUUUUAAAUCACUGCACUUCCCUUUUAGGUUUAUGUGAUUUAGUCCCACACGUUUUAAUUCUCUGAAUGGUAGACACUAUUGUUUUGGCCUUGA